Messenger RNA from Funneliformis caledonium, 296 nucleotides. Lineage: Eukaryota; Fungi; Glomeromycota; Glomeromycetes; Glomerales; Glomeraceae. The record is from the annotation of a GenBank genome assembly.
GUGAGCGUAAUGUUAAAUGCGAUGACGUGAUAUUUUGUGGCCACCAUCUUAACGAACCUAAAUAUGGAAUUGUUCAAAACUUUUAUAAAUAUCUUGCACAAGAUAAAUCUAAGCCAUACUAUGAAGAUAUCACAUUUUUUACACUCAUUCCUGAUAAAAUUCCAGACCCAAAAAAUAGAGGUCACCAUGAGAAUAUUUCUUCUAUUUAUAUCUCACAAAAAUUUCACAGGAUUCUUAUGGAUAUUCGUGAAAAUGUAACGUAUAUUGUACUCUUCAGUGGUGGAGAUUCAAUCUGA